AUGAAGAAUGUCCCUUGCCAUGUGGUAGAAAUAUUUCACACCACGUCUGUUGAUGUCUUAGCGGUUAUCGUCCCUGGACGGCAGAUAAGCAGAGCUACAAAACUGGUCUUGCACGUCCCCCGGUGAGAUGCUCCUUCCACCCAUGAAGGUUUUAAUUGCCCGACAGGAGAGUUUCCAGUGAAACCAAUGAAAGGUCGUGUGCUAGGCGGUGUCUUGUGGAUGGUGGCAGUAAAGGCACUAUGGCGUCGGGGGCUAAUCACAUCCGGUAAAAAUAGUACCUGAAGCACCUGAAACCCGUGAGGACCUGCGUGACGUGGAUUGUCAGUUUUCUCCGGCGUUUCAGAACCCACAUUUUGAGAUCAGAAAUGAUCAAACGUGUCCAGGUCCCCUUGUCACUGCGACCCGGAUCCUUUUGUGCUCGAGUGCCAAAAGGUCACCGGGAGGAACAAAGGCCAGAAGUAUAGCGGCGUCGGACGAGAGUGAAGACUCUGCGCAUAUAAAUUGUGAACUAUGGAAACCUACUUGUAGGCACAGUUUUGGGUGUAAAGAUAUCUUAAAGUGUAACGAUUAUUUUCAAUCGUGGUUUUCCAUCACUCAUCAGUUGUCGUCUAUCAAUAAUAUGUUAUAAUAGCGACAAUUUUUAAUUUUUAUUGCAAUAUUUCUAAUUUAACGUUAUUUUUGUUAAUUUUUUCCGCUGUUAAUCGACAAGUUAUAAUAAAUGUUUAGUCUCCGAGUGGGGUGUAAUAACAAUGUAUGCUAUUAGUUGAACACGGAGAGAAAAACGUUAUAUAAUAUCGAAUAAUAUUAAAUUUUGAGAGUAUGAAAUUUAAUGCAUUUGUAUGUUUUUUUUUAUUUUUCAGUGCAUAUUUUACUUGUUAUAAGUGCAUAUAUGUAUGCAUAUUUAAUGCUUCUUUAAUUUGAAGGUAGGUACGUAGAUAAAUACGUAUAGAAAAGUUUCUAUUGCUCUCAAAUUGUAUGCAAAUGAGUUGUAACCUGGACGAGAUCGUCCGGUAGACGUGUAUGAUCUGAAGGAAGUCGGCUCUUUGAGCCUUCAAGUGACAUGGCAAACGGCCUAUUUGGUCGCUCUGUCGGCCCAGAUUGGGGAGGCGUACAUCAACCUACUGUUAACCACCGACAUAAGCAGCGACCGUUUAGACUAGGAUGACCCACCAGAAUGAGCACUGGUAUUACUUAUCACUAAUUAUAAUUUAGAAUUUUAUACUUAUGAUAAUUUGGAUUCUUAUAAUUCCCCAAUAUGUCAACAAAUAUUUAGAGUCUUUAGUAUAAGAUACUUGGGUUUAACAUUUGAUAAAAAUAUGAAAUGGAACUUACAUGUAUAUAAUAUUGUGAUGCAUAUGCGUUUAUUAUCGUUUAGCUUUUAUAAAUUACGGUCUUUUCUACCAAUGCAAACUAUGCACAUAAUUUACUUAUCACUAUUUCCACCAAUAUUCUAUUAUGGUUUAUUGGUUUAAGGGGGGGGGGGUAAUUAAAAUACAUCUAGACCACUACAACUUUUACAAAAAAAAAAAUGAUUAGAAUAUGCCUGAGUAAAAAUACUUUAAUAGGUUCAACUAAAGAAAACUUUAAGUUAUUUUAUAUACUACUAUUUGAAUCAGUAUAAAAGAAAAUAAUUAUUUUAUAUAUAAUCAAAAACUUUGAAUCUUUUAUGGAUAUGAAAAAUGUAAUAGUUAAAAGAGAAUAUUGGGCGUUUGAUGUCAAAAUGGAGUAUUCUAGAAAAGCGUUUAGUCAAAAGUUCAUAGAAUAUUUAUUUAAGUCAAAAAAAAUACAACUUAAUGCCUAUAAACAUAAAAAAAGACAUAUUCUAUAUUGAAGGAAAUCGCAAACUACAAAAAUAAAAAAUAAAAUUCUGAAUUAGCCAUUUUCAGUACUGUAAUAAGAAAUGAUAUUUAACUGUUUUUAACAUUUUUAUUUGUUAGUAAUACAAUUGUAAUGUAUACAUUAGUAAUAAAUACUUUAUGUAUUAUAUAGAUAUUUUAUGUUUUCAUGUUUUAUAAUUAAAUUAUUCAUAAUUUAUUUUAACCUAAUUGUUUAUUUAUAAUUAUUUACUAUGUUAUGUAAUUUAAUCAUGUUUACUAUAACUCCCUACAUCACCACAAUUUUUGCUUAAAAGUGUAGGUAAUUUUUAUUAUUUCUUUAAUAUUUUGUAAUUGUAUUUUAUAAUGUAUUAGUUUAAUAAUAAAAAUCUAUGGAAAAAAAAAUCAUGGAUGUACAUAACUCCACGAUUCUCAUAUUUAUUUUUUUAUUAUUUUUAUAAAUUAUAAUAAUAAAUUUAAUCACUUUGGAUCUUUUUCUCAAUUUUUCUUUUUUCUAAAUUUUCAUGGACCCAUUGAAAAAAACCGUUCACUCGAGUAUUUUUCCAAAUUUUCUAUCAUUUUGAAUACUAGUUCGGGCAGUUGGGUUUUAAUUUUAAUCGACAAAGUUCAUCUAUGUUUGCUGAUAUAAUUUGAAUUGUUUCGGUUAAAAAAUAUGUAUAUCAUUUUUUUAAAAGAUUAAAUGUUUUAUUAUAUCUUAAGAAGGUCUGAUAUAACUUGGAGUCCUUUCAUUAUCAAAUAAUUGAUGACUUCAUUCAUCAUAACUGUAACUGGAUUCCCUUAGCUUGUGGUCUCUUGGCCUCCAACUCAACACUAGUAAAUGCCAGUCUAUGUUCUUUUCUAGAUGUUAUAGAACUAUUUGUUCGUUGAUCAUGUUUACACUGUUAAUGGUUCAGCGAUUGAUAGAGUAGAAUCUAAAAACGAUUUUGGCGUUCUCUUCAGUCCUGAUUUGAGCUUCCGUUUGCACAUUGAGGCACCAUGUCAAAGUUUUACCUGUUUGUGGCUUGUUAAGAGCAAAGAAUACUUGGACAGUAAUAAAAAAGGCCUUGCUUAUGCAGAGAUGGUUAAAAAAUACAAGGAGAUUGAUCUUUCGGCAGGCAGAAACACUGUUGUGAAAACAAUGAAUGCAUUGCGUACGGUUUAUAAGAAAGAACUAUCAAAAAAUUAA
This is a messenger RNA of Cinara cedri, 3000 nucleotides long. Lineage: Eukaryota; Metazoa; Arthropoda; Insecta; Hemiptera; Aphididae. The record is from the annotation of a GenBank genome assembly.